Molecule: messenger RNA, 1860 nt
Organism: Pyricularia pennisetigena
Lineage: Eukaryota; Fungi; Ascomycota; Sordariomycetes; Magnaporthales; Pyriculariaceae
Exons: 1
Coding region: 1-1860 (619 amino acids)
Biological process (GO): carbohydrate metabolic process
Molecular function (GO): beta-glucosidase activity
Source: RefSeq, a predicted model, not a curated record
AUGAAGAGUGUCAGCCUCUUAUUCGUCUGUAUAUUUGCCGUCUCGGCGCAGCAGAUCUACCUGCCCGCCGAUGGACCUGUCCGGCGACCUGAUACAUGCUUAUCAGACGCCUACUACGCCACGGCCAGCCCAGUCUACUCGUUCACGCAGUUCUCCUUUACCCAGACUGAGACUGUGCGCACGGCUACGGCUGUAACUCCAGGCCCGACCAAGACCUUCGCUCCGCCUUAUGAGUCGCUAAGUUACCUUCUCCCGGGUCUGUCGACUACUACUUGGGGCAACUGGUACCCAGACGCCACCGCAACCCCGGCGGAUAUUGCCGAUCCAUAUGGGCAAGCCGCCUGGUCGGCUCUGUGGGAGCGAGCCUCCUUGCCCAACUUUACCAGCCGGGGGUUGUAUUCGACCACCGUCUCCCCGACUCCGGUGCCCACAAGCGAGCUUGUGCUCCCACCUCCGAGGUACUUUCAGCCGCAGGACUGCUAUUAUUUCCCCAAGGACUUUGAGUUUGGCGUUGCCGGUUCAGCUGCUCAGAUAGAGGGCGCCAUAGCCGACGAGGGCCGGGCACCUGCCAUCCUGGAUCUGGCCUCAGCCAACCCACUUCGCCCAGGCCUGCCUAAUUACGUGACGAAUGAGAACUACUACCUCUACAAGCAGGACAUCGUGCGCCUGGCCGCCAUGGGAGUCAAGUACUACUCCUUCUCUAUCCCCUGGUCGAGAAUCCUGCCGUUUGCGCUCGAGGGUACACCCGUCAAUAAGCAAGGGCUGGACCACUACGACGACCUCAUCAACUUUGUUAUUUCCAAAGGCAUGGAGCCUCACAUCACCCUCAUCCACUUUGACACGCCGUUACAGUUUUACAAGGACCCCCGCAACCCCGAUCAGUCCCGGCUUGGGUACAACAAUGGCGCCUACAGCAACGAGACCUUUCAGGACGCUUUUGUGCACUACGGCAAGGUGGUCAUGACGCACUUUGCCGACCGCGUGCCGGUGUGGUUCACCUACAACGAGCCGCUUCUGUGGAGCGAAAACGCCAAGGCCAUCGACACCGUCAUCAAGUCCCACGCCCGCCUGUACCAUUUUUACCACGACGAGAUAAAGGGCAGCGGGAAAGUUUCUCUCAAGUUCAACGACAACUUUGGCGUGCCGCGCGACCCCGGGAAACCCGAGGAUGUGACUGCCGCCAACCAUUUCAACGAUUUUCAGGUCGCCACGUUUGCAAACCCCAUUUUCCUGGGCAAGGACUAUCCCGAGGCCUUCAAGAUGACGUUCCCAGACUAUGUGCGGCUGAGUGAGGCGGACCUGGCGUACCUCAACGGGACGGCCGACUUUCUAGGCGUCGACCCGUACACGGCCACGGUGAUCGCGGCGCCGCCCCAAGGCAUCCAGGCCUGCGCGGCCAACCAGUCCGACCCUCUGUUCCCAUACUGCGUGCAGCAGAGCAGCACGACGACGAACGGCUGGGACAUCGGGUACAGGUCGCACUCGUACGUCUACAUGACGCCCAAGUACCUCCGGACCUACCUCAACUACCUGUGGAACUCGUUCCGGCACCCCAUCGUCAUCACCGAGUUUGGGUUCCCCGUGGCCAACGAGGGGCUGGCGACGCAGGCGGCGCAGCAGUUCGACGACCCCCGGAGCGACUACUACCUCAGCUUCCUGACGGAAGCGCUCAAGGCCAUAUGGGAGGACGGUGUGCACGUGGCCGGGGCUUUUGCCUGGAGCUUUGUCGACAACUGGGAGUUUGGGGACUACGAGCAGCACUUUGGGCUUCAGACCGUCAACCGGACCACCAUGGAGCGGCGGUACAAAAAGAGCUUUUUUGACCUGGUGGACUUUGUAGCUGCCAGGACGCAGAAGUAG